Messenger RNA from Callorhinus ursinus (northern fur seal), 528 nucleotides. Lineage: Eukaryota; Metazoa; Chordata; Mammalia; Carnivora; Otariidae. The record is from RefSeq and is a predicted model, not a curated record.
AAUCCUACCUUCUCCUGAGCUUGGACGCUUUCCUCUCUGUGCUCCUUGCUAAUCAAUUCACCAGCAUGAAGGUCUUGGUGUUGCUGGUACUGGUGGCAGUUUCCACCUUUCUGGUCUCAGGCCAGACUACAAGUGCUCCCUCUGGUAGCUCUACUGCUGCCCCUGAUUCCACCACUGCUGCGGACACCACUGCUGCGGACACCACUGCUGCGGAGACCACUGCUGCGGACACCACUGCUGCGGACACCACUGCUGCGGAGACCACUGCUGCGGACACCACUGCUGCUGCCACCACUACUUCAUUUCACCUUAUAAGAUACAUCAUCAACAGGAUUAAGACUAAACUAGGUUUCUAUAAGCACUAAGAUGAAGGUAGCCUGGGCCUUUUGCAAUUGAUCCUGCUGGGCUUGGCCACAAUGUCUCUUCAAUUGAUUUAAUCCUGCUACUUAACACAUCUACUAUCUCUGUCUUAUCACUAAUCAGUUUAUCUGUUUUCAAAUAAAAAAAAUUGAAAAACAUUAAGAAUCA